GAGUUCUUUUCAUUGCACACACCCUUUGAAGGCACGCAAGGAAGCAUGCCGGUGAAGCCUCAGUUUGAGUGGGAGCAAACGGGCGAGGACGUUUUGCUGGAAAUCCUAUUUAAAGGAUGUAAAAGGGAGACCGUCGACGUGCUCAUAGCAGACGUGUUCGUGAAGGCAAAUGCACCCCCACAGUACCUCUUAGCCGUCGACCUGCUGCAUGAGAUCAACCCAGAAAAGUCAACGCAUUACUUCACAGAAAAGCAGGAUGGAUUAGCGCUUCAUCUGAAGCUGCACAAGGCGGCGCCCGACGUCGUCUGGGACGCGUUGAGUCUCCGACAGACGUCCAUCGGGAAGGCGGCACUGCUGCAGCGUCGACAGCAGUCUAUGCAGCGCGCUGAGCAGCGCUACCGCACCCAGCUUGACGCACGCGUGACGCAGCGUGAGGCAGAGAAGCGCCGCAUGCUGGAGGCGCAGUGGGAUGUGGAGAAGGAGCAGCGCACGCACAUCGAGCAGAAGGCGAAGGCGGAGAAGGACGCUGCGGAGCAGGAGCUUUUCGAGUGGGAGGCGGACCAACAGGAAGUCACCAGCAGCGCCGCACCGCAGUCCCCGGCGGACAUCUACGCGGCAGCGCUAAAGAAAGCAGACGCGGAUGCGGUACCGCCUACUGUGGUGCAGCAGGAUCCAGCGCCGGCAGCCGUGAUGACAACCGUCUCUGCCAUCCGACAGGUCGAUACCGUCAACGUGACCAUCGACUUCACGCCCAAGACCUUCGCCAUGCCAACACGCUCCCGUGGCGAUGAAGACUACUACCGCCAAAGCCGCUACAAGCCCGUGUCCAUUGAAGACACCCCGAUGUUUUGGAAGGAGCGCGCAGACAAGCACUACCGCGCGCGGGAGUGGAAGGCCGCCGCAGACGCCUAUUCUGAGUCCAUCAAGCGCGACGGGGCCUUCUUAACCUGCGUCAUGAACCGCGCGGCAUGCUUUAUUCACCUCGCCAACUACAAACGCGCAAUCGACGACUGCACGCUUGCCUUGACGAUGCUGGCCAACACCCCCGCAAGCGAGGUGACCCAGGACCGCUACCGCGGACUUAUGACCAAGCUGUACGCCCGUCGCGGCGCCGCCUACUGCUGGGCCGAUGACUUGAAGAGUGGGGUGGCCGACCUGCGCAUGGCGGCGGCCUACCGCGACCCCGCUAGCGACGAAGACGUCGCCGCCGAUUUGGCUCUCCUGGAGGCGCAGAUGAAGGAGCGGGGGAUUGCGGAUGACACACAGAGCGACCCGCUCGCCACACGCAUGCAGGAGGCCGCCACGCAGUACUACCAGGGCUCCUACGAGACCGCCGAGGCCACUUAUCGUGCUGUCCUCGCGGCGAAUCCUUUCGACUCGAAGGCGCAGAGCAAUUUAGUGGCAGUGCUGCUCCGGCAGGGGAAGUUUAGGGCGGCGCUUGAGGGGUGUGAGGGGAUUAUUCGCUUUUGUGGGGAGGUGGCGGCGGCGCUGGAGCAGCCCGGUGGGCUCGCCGCCGAUCAACUCGACAGUGACGACGAGGAGGAAGAGAACGAGGACGAUGCGGCGGGCCGCACUACUGCGUCGAACGCUGCCGCCUCAAGCGACCACCCAUCAACAGAGAGUGAUGACAACAAAGACAAGCUGGUGCGUCAGCGACGGGCCGCUGCGAAGAAGCUGGGGGAGCAAAGCGGCCACGUGUACAUGCUCCUCAAGGCCUACGUGCGCAGCGCUGCCGCGUUGUGUGGAUUGAAGGAGUACCACAAGGCCCACGCGUAUUUAGACCGGGCGCUGCGCAUUUCACCAUACGAUAACGACCUGCGAGAUGAUUGCAAUCGACUAGCUGAGAAGAUUCGCAUGGAGACGCUUGUUGCCGUUUCUGCAGGCUCGGCCGCAACACAGAAGACGGUGUCCGCGUAG
Leptomonas pyrrhocoris is the source of this 1917-nucleotide messenger RNA. RefSeq lists its product as hypothetical. The record is from RefSeq and is a predicted model, not a curated record. The transcript has a single exon. Gene Ontology annotation, molecular function: protein binding. Lineage: Eukaryota; Euglenozoa; Kinetoplastea; Trypanosomatida; Trypanosomatidae. Bases 46 to 1917 code for a protein of 623 amino acids. Gene Ontology annotation, biological process: outer dynein arm assembly; cilium movement; inner dynein arm assembly.